Messenger RNA from [Torrubiella] hemipterigena, 1890 nucleotides. The record is from the annotation of a GenBank genome assembly. NCBI's taxonomy places the organism in Eukaryota, Fungi, Ascomycota, Sordariomycetes, Hypocreales, Clavicipitaceae.
UCUGGUCGCUGGACAUCUUUCAUCAGACAACGAUUGUGCAAACUCAUCGAUUUGAGGGAAGCAAGAGACGUUGUCUUGGAGUUAAGACACGACAGAGGAUAUUCUUCCGGGCAGCAUCUUGACCCUGUUUUCCCUGCAUCUUCAACCACCGCUCAGCGUACCCGUCUGCAAGCAUCGCCAUUCCGACGCCGGACCGGAGCUGACCCCAAUCGGCAUUUCACAGCGUCACCGGCUAUUGACAAAAGCACCGUCGCUUUAAUUGCAGCCGCCGACUCUUUUUUCUCAUCUUCAUCUUUCUCUCUUUUAUAAACUCCCAUUGCAUCGCUUGCAUUGGAGCCGCUGCAGCCAUGGCCAAGAUCUUUGACGCCGCAGAAGUUGCCAAACACAACACCCCAGAAAGCUGCUGGGUAAUCCUCUACGGCCAUGUAUACGACGUAACCAACUUCUUAUCGUCGCACCCCGGCGGCGCCAAGAUCAUCCUGAAGCUCGCCGGCCAGGACGCCACGGAAGACUACGACCCGGUUCACCCACCUGGCACUCUAGAAGAUAACCUCAAACCAGAAGCUAAGCUUGGAAGCGUAUCCAAGGAGAGCUUAGAAAAGGCAAAGGCGCAGGCUGCAUCCAAGGCCGCUCCGUCUCCGCCACCUACAUCUGGCGAACAGCUGCUUCCACUACAUGCGCUGCUCAACCUCGACGACAUUGAAAAAGAAGGUACCAAGCGCAUAUCCAAAAAGGCCUGGGCAUACUACUUUUCAGCAGCCGACGACCACAUCAGCAAGGAGCACAACAACCGUGUCUUUAAAGACAUCAUCAUGCGCCCUCGCGUCUUUGUCGACGUCACAAAGUGCGACACUUCAACAACGAUCCUCGGAUACAAAGUCAACUCGCCCAUCUACGUCAGCCCGGCGGCCAUGGCUCGUCUUGCUCAUCCUGAUGGCGAGCACGGCAUUGCAAAGGCCUGUGCCAACUACGGCGUCAUGCAAAUCGUCUCUAACAACGCAUCCAUGACACCAGAGCAGAUUGUGGAAGGCGCCUCGCCCGAACAGCUGUUCGGAUGGCAGGUCUACGUGCAAAACGACCGCACCAAAACCGAGGACAUGUUCUGCCGCAUCAAUGCCAUGCGGGAUCGCUACAAGUUCAUCUGUCUCACACUAGACGCUCCCGUUCCUGGAAAGCGAGAGCUUGAUGAGCGAGGCAGCAUCGACAACAACGAGGUCGUUGAAGCAGCGGGCAACCCUGGCGCGGGCAAGAGACCUGGUGGUGGUGGUGUUGGACAGCAGCUUUUCUUCGGGACAGCUGCGGACCUGAACUGGAAAGAAACGCUGCCCUGGAUCGCAAAGCAUACUGACCUGCCCGUUGUGCUCAAGGGCCUACAGACACACGAGGACGUCUACCUAGCAGCGCAGCAUGCACCGCAAGUCAAGGCAGUCAUCUUGUCCAACCACGGCGGCCGCGCCAUGGAUACGACAAGUCCGGCCAUCUACACUCUCCUGGAAAUCCGCAAGUACUGCCCCGAGGUGUUUGACAAGAUUGAAAUCUGGAUUGACGGCGGAAUCAAGCGUGGCACAGAUGUCGUCAAGGCUCUAUGCCUUGGAGCAAAGGCCGUCGGUGUCGGCCGCGCUGGUCUAUUCGGUCUUGGAGCCGGCGGCCAAGCUGGCGUUGAGCGAAUGUUGGAAAUUUUGCAAACCGAGACCACCGCUACGAUGCGCCUCCUCGGGGCCACGUCUAUCCCAGAAUUGGGUCCAAAAUAUGUAAACACACGAAAGGUAGAACGGGAUAUUUACGACGGAGAGGAUGGCCUCGACCGCCGCGGGUUCUGGACCAAGUCCAAGCUGUAAUAAGGGCGAGAGAUUGUACAUAGAAUGAUGUGAUAUAUAUCAAGUUGCUACA